CCGUGUCACGCGAUGACGUCACUUCCUGUGAGUGCGGCUAGCGGCUAACAGUUAGCCUCGUCUCCUCGGAGGUUGCCUGCGGAGCGGCACGAAGCCAACCCGAGCCCGACCCGCUCCUCUGGGACUCCCACUCCUCCACGCAGCCUCCUGCCCCCACUGCUGCCCUGUCUGACCCGGUUCCGACCCGCUCUUCUCCGGCUUCUCGGCUCCGGUAGUCACGGCGGAAAACAUGUCUGCGGUCCAGCGGAUGAAGGUGGCCAACGAGCGGCACAGCAAGACGAUCACCCAGCGGGGACACGUCCAGAAGACAUCGCGGCCAGUCAACGAGGACAAGUCCCCGGUGGGCCCCUGGCUGCUGGCCCUCUUCGUCUUCGUGGUUUGUGGAUCAGCCAUCUUCCAGAUCAUCCAGAGCAUCCGCCACGGCAUGUGAUGACCUCUGACCCCCAGCCAGCCUGCCUUCAUCUCAACACACCGAGGUCCUUCUGACUCUGUGGGGACUCCAGCUCGCAUCUGCAGCUCUGUCCCUCUGAUGAGGACGGGAAGGACCGCAAAGACACGUCCCCGUAAUGCAGACUGUCCUCACAAUGAAGACUGUCCUCACAGCAAAACCAUGUCCCUGUAGUGAAGACACAUCCUCGUAGUGAAGACAAUUCCUCACAGUGAAGACAUGUCCUCACAGUGAAGUCACGUCCUCACAGUGAAGUCACGUCCUCGUAGUGAAGACAAUUCCUCACAGGGAAGACAUGUCCUCACAGUGAAGUCACGUCCUCACAGUGAAGUCACGUCCUCACAGUGAAGACAAUUCCUCGCAGUGAAGUCACGUCCUCGCAAUGAAGUCACGUCCUCGCAGUGAAGUCACGUCCUCGUAGUGAAGACAAUUCCUCACAGUGAAGACAAGUCCUCACAGUGAAGACAAUUCCUCACAGGGAAGACAAGUCUUCACAGUGAAGUCACGUCCUCGCAGUGAAGUCACGUCCUCGCAGUGAAGUCACGUCCUCGCAGUGAAGACAAGUCCUCGCAGUGAAGUCACGUCCUCGCAGUGAAGACAAGUCCUCGCAGUGAAGUCACGUCCUCGCAAUGAAGUCACGUCCUCGUAGUGAAGACAAUUCCUCACAGUGAAGACAAGUCCUCACAGUGAAGACAAUUCCUCACAGUGAAGACAAUUCCUCACAGUGAAGACAAUUCCUCACAGGGAAGACAAGUCUUCACAGUGAAGUCACGUCCUCGCAGUGAAGUCACGUCCUCGCAGUGAAGACAAGUCCUCGCAGUGAAGACAAUUCCUCACAGUGAAGACAAGUCUUCACAGUGAAGACAAGUCCUCACAGUGAAGACAUGUCCUCACAGUGAAGACAAGUCUUCACAGUGAAGACAAUUCCUCACAGUGAAGUCACGUCCUCACAGUGAAGACACGUCCUCACAGUGAAGACACGUCCUCGUAGUGAAGACACGUCCUCGUAGUGAAGACAAGUCCUCGCAGUGAAGUCACGUCCUUGCAGUGAAGACAAGUCCUCGCAGUGAAGUCACGUCCUCACAGUGAAGACACGUCCUCGUAGUGAAGACACGUCCUCGCAGUAAAGACACGUCCUCGCAGUAAAGACAUGUCCUCGUAGUGAAGACGAGUCCUCGCAGUGAAGACGAGUCCUCGCAGUGAAGACGAGUCCUCGCAGUGAAGACAAGUCCUCGCAGUGAAGACAAGUCCUCGCAUUGAAGACAAGUCUUCACAGUGAAGUCACAUCCUCACAGUGAAGACAUGUCCUCACAGUGAAGUCACGUCCUCACAGUGAAGACAAUUCCUCACAGGGAAGACAAGUCUUCACAGUGAAGUCACGUCCUCGCAGUGAAGUCACGUCCUCGCAGUGAAGUCACGUCCUCGCAGUGAAGACAAGUCCUCGCAGUGAAGUCACGUCCUCGCAGUGAAGACAAGUCCUCGCAGUGAAGUCACGUCCUCGCAGUGAAGUCACGUCCUCGCAAUGAAGUCACGUCCUCGUAGUGAAGACAAUUCCUCACAGUGAAGACAAGUCCUCACAGUGAAGACAAUUCCUCACAGGGAAGACAAGUCUUCACAGUGAAGUCACGUCCUCGCAGUGAAGUCACGUCCUCGCAGUGAAGACAAGUCCUCGCAGUGAAGACAAGUCCUCGCAGUGAAGACAAUUCCUCACAGUGAAGACAAGUCUUCACAGUGAAGACAAGUCCUCACAGUGAAGUCAAGUCCUCACAGUGAAGACAUGUCCUCACAGUGAAGACAAGUCUUCACAGUGAAGACAAUUCCUCACAGUGAAGUCACGUCCUCACAGUGAAGACACGUCCUCGUAGUGAAGACAUGUCCUCGUAGUGAAGACAAGUCCUCGCAGUGAAGUCACGUCCUUGCAGUGAAGACAAGUCCUCGCAGUGAAGUCACGUCCUCACAGUGAAGACACGUCCUCGCAGUGAAGACACGUCCUCGCAGUAAAGACAUGUCCUCGUAGUGAAGACGAGUCCUCGCAGUGAAGACGAGUCCUCGCAGUGAAGACGAGUCCUCGCAGUGAAGACAAGUCCUCGCAGUGAAGACAAGUCCUCGCAUUGAAGACAAGUCUUCACAGUGAAGUCACAUCCUCACAGUGAAGACAUGUCCUCACAGUGAAGACAGUUCCUCACAGUGAAGUCACGUCCUCAUAGUAAAGUCAUGUCCUCCCAGUGAAGACACGUCCCCAUAGUGCAGACGGUCCUCACUUUGGUGGUUAACCACCCGGUCCCCACAGAGGCAGAAAGACCAGAACACAAAGUUGUUCCUGUGGCGUUAAACUCUGGUUUUCUUCCUCCUUUAACUAAAAUAAUUUUUAUUUUGGUUUUAUUGUUUUUAUUGUUUUCUGUGGAUGAAGCAAAUUCUGUUUUCUCCCUCCUUUAACUAAAAGACUUUUUUUUUUUGGUUUUAUUGUCUUUAUUAUUUUCGGUGGAUGAAGCAAACUCUGUUUUCUCCCUCCUUUAACUAAAAGACUUUUUAUUUUUAUUUUAUUGUUUUUAUUGUUUUCUGUGGAUGAAGCAAACUCUGUUUUCUCCCUCCUUUAACUAAAAUACUUUUUUUUUAUUUUUUUGUUUUAUUGUCUUUAUUAUUUUCUGUGGAUGAAGCCGGUUGCUGGUCUGGGUCGCUGAUUGAUUUUCAGAUGAAGUCUUAAACCGUUUUCCUUCCAGUCGUCCAGCUGCUUGCUGUUGUCUCUGCUGCUGAUUUAAAGGGAGAUUCUGCUCUUAAAUCCUGGAAAGCUUGGUUUGGUCCCUCAGACUUCAUCACUGGUUGUGGUAAUUAUUUAAAGAUAUUUAUAACGAGUCUGCCGUGGAACCCUUCCUGAAAGCCAUAAAGCUCACAGUCGUCCUGAAGUAGUUCACCACUCUCUGUAAAGCUGUGAAAGUUGACCCGCUGUGUGUAUUUCAGAAUAAAAGCCUAUAGAGUGAGCUUAAAAGGUUACAGGAGCUGUUUAAACGAGGCGGCGGUCUCCAGGGUUUCCCUUUCCUCCCUUAAAGACGGCAGCUCCACCUGAGCUCCACUGUCUGGAUUUCUCUGUAAAGUACCUGAAACAAGCUGAGGAACCAUCUGCUCUGCUCGCGUUCCCCCCGCUGGACCACUUUCUCCACUUUUAUACAAAAUAAAACUUCUGAUAUUUUCUCUACUCGC
This is a messenger RNA of Fundulus heteroclitus (mummichog), 3646 nucleotides long. RefSeq lists its product as uncharacterized. Gene Ontology annotation, biological process: endoplasmic reticulum unfolded protein response. Gene Ontology annotation, cellular component: endoplasmic reticulum. NCBI's taxonomy places the organism in Eukaryota, Metazoa, Chordata, Actinopteri, Cyprinodontiformes, Fundulidae. Bases 230 to 430 code for a protein of 66 amino acids. The record is from RefSeq and is a predicted model, not a curated record. The transcript has 3 exons.